Molecule: messenger RNA, 2765 nt
Organism: Camellia sinensis
Lineage: Eukaryota; Viridiplantae; Streptophyta; Magnoliopsida; Ericales; Theaceae
Product: homeobox protein BEL1 homolog
Biological process (GO): regulation of DNA-templated transcription
Molecular function (GO): DNA binding
Source: RefSeq, a predicted model, not a curated record
UCCUCCACCACCUCCACCUCCACCACCACCACCACCGCCACCGCCACCGCCACCGCCACCGCUGUCACCACCAAACACCCACCACCUUCACAUAUCAGCAACCCCUCUCUCUCUCUCUCUCUCUAGUUUGUGUGUGGGAAAAAAAGAGCUUUUUGACAAAAAGGGUCCUGAAAAUCUUCAAAUAAUACAAGAAUCUAGAGGCGGGGAAAAAUAGAAGAAAAACAACACAGCACAAGUGAAGAAUAAGAUUUAGUGCUCUGCCAUGUAUGGCUCAUCAAGGUGGUGAAGAAGAGAAACACAACAACAACAUGGCCUCAUCAACAGGCUAUUGCUACUCUGAUGUCUCAUCUGGAAACCCAAACAUCCAAUCUCAUGAUCUGGUGAAUCAUCAGUUACAAAGCUUUGAGUCCAACCCAGAGAUCUACAACUUGACCACAGGCAUGGAGAUGAUAGGGUUUCCACCAAAGAGUGACGCUGACACCAACUCUGCUAUCUGGAAAGGCUUCUUCGCCGGCAAAACUGGUGGUGGCGGCGGUGGUGGAAGUGGCGGUGCUUCGUCUUCGAAGACGAUGAAUGAGUCUGCAGCGAGUGAGUUUUAUCAGCAAGAACAGUUCAACAACAAGGCUUCUGAAUUCAUAGCCCUUGCAACAAGUGAAACAAGUGAAACCCUGAUGGUUGCACCACCGCAACCACCAGACUCAACAAGUGGUUGGCAUGAUCAGAACAGAUUGAUGGUUGAUGAUUCAUCUCUGAGGUGUGUGUUUCCUUGUGAAGGAAAUGAAAGGCCAAGUCAAGGACUCUCACUCUCACUCAGCUCAAGCAACCCUUCUACUAUUGGGUUACAGUCCUUUGAGCUCAGGCAACAACAACAACAACAAGAAGAUGAUAUUAGAUUUGUUUCCUCAAGUUCUAGAUCAGAUGGUUUCUUUGGAAAAUCAAUGAAUAAUGUUCAGCAACAUAUGAUUCAAGAUGUGUUUUUGGGAAAAGCUGCAAAUCAUACUCAACAUCAUAAUCGCCAUGGACAGUUUCUUCAGAUCAGGAACUCAAAGUAUCUGGGACCUGCUCAGGAGCUUCUGAAUGAGUUCUGUAACCUUGGAACAAAGCAAACUGACCCAAAAACAAAGUUAAAGCAGCCCCACAACAGCAAGAACAGUCAGUGGCAGGAUGAGAAUACAACAAACAAUUCUUCAAAAAAGCAAUCUUUGUACAACCUUGAACUCCUGGAGUUGCAGAAACGAAAAACAAAACUGCUUUCAAUGCUUGAAGAGGUGGAUAGAAGAUACAGGCGCUACUGUGAUCAAAUGAAAGCCGUGGUUUCAUCGUUUGAAGCAGUGGCAGGGAAUGGAGCGGCAACUGUUUACUCGGCGUUGGCUUCGAAGGCUAUGUCCAGGCAUUUUAGAUGCCUAAGAGAUGGGAUUGUGGAUCAGAUUAAUGAUACCAAGAAAGCCAUGGGAGAGAAGGAUACAGCUGCACCGGGUACAACACGGGGAGAGACGCCAAGACUUAGGCUUCUUGAUCAAACUCUGAGGCAACAAAGGGCCUUUCAACAGAUGAACAUGAUGGAGAGUCAUCCGUGGCGACCCCAACGUGGCCUACCCGAGCGAUCUGUGUCGGUGCUUCGAGCUUGGCUAUUCGAGCAUUUCCUACACCCGUACCCAACUGAUGUAGAUAAGCACAUCUUAGCCCGCCAAACAGGUCUCUCAAGAAGCCAGGUAUCAAAUUGGUUCAUUAAUGCAAGAGUAAGGCUAUGGAAGCCAAUGGUUGAAGAGAUGUACGUAGAAGAAACAAAGGAACAAGAUAACCACAUGGUUAUGGCUUCCACCUCAGAUGAUCAAAACCCUCAGGCACGCCCCGAAGAUCAGAAGCCAACACAAGACCAACUCGUGAGGAUCGAUUCAGAGUGUCUCUCUUCCAUCAUCAACAACAACCCAGAAAAAAAUGACCCCAAACAUGGCACUAAAAGCCCUCAAAAUCACCAACCACCCCACAAUUUGCUCCACCACCACCACCACCACCACCAGCAUCAGGAGCAGCAUAGCUUUGGUAGAGUGGCGGAGACGUUUGGGGCGGUGGAAUUGGACUUUUCGACAUACAAUCAUCAUGCGGUUGGUGGUGUUUCUUAUGCGAAUGAGAAUGCCCACCAGAGUUUUGGUGGUGGCAAUAGCGGCGGUGGUGGUGGUGUGUCUUUGACACUGGGAUUACAACAGCAUGGUGGGAGUGGGGUGAGCUUAGCAUUCUCCCCGGCAUCACAGAGUACUCUCUUCUAUGCAAGAGAUCAUAUUGAAGAUUGUCAGCCGGUUCAGUACUCGCUAUUGGAUGGUGAAGGACAGAAUUUGCCUUAUAGGAACUUGAUGGGUGCACAAUUGCUUCAUGACUUGGCUGGAUAGACAGAAAAUUAUUUGGGAUUCAUGAAAUGAUUUAUCGAUCAGUAAUACUAGAAACCAAGAACUCAGUCACAGAAAAGAACCAAAAAAAAUUAAUACGCAGUUCAGACCGCAUAUUAAUUUUUUUUUUAUUUUUUAUUUUGUAGCAAUUUCUAUGUUUAAAUUCUUGGUUUUUUGGCAUUACUGUUUAUGGACCGAGAGUAUCAGUGAUGGCUGCUGGAGUUCUAGGCGAAGGAUGGUGAAUUGGUGAUGGUAGAUAAUCAAAUUGGGUAUGGAUAGAAAACUUGAUACAUACAUAUAGAUCUAUAGUAAGUAAUUAUUAAGAUAUAUACAUACAAUGAAAGUUGCUAGUUUCCCAUGCUUUUGUUGAUUGGAAGAAUA